Musa acuminata AAA Group (dessert banana) is the source of this 4161-nucleotide messenger RNA. RefSeq names its product kinesin-like protein KIN-12A. The record is from RefSeq and is a predicted model, not a curated record. The coding region runs from base 83 to 3883 and encodes 1266 amino acids. The transcript is spliced from 17 exons. Gene Ontology annotation, molecular function: microtubule binding; microtubule motor activity; ATP binding. NCBI's taxonomy places the organism in Eukaryota, Viridiplantae, Streptophyta, Magnoliopsida, Zingiberales, Musaceae. Gene Ontology annotation, biological process: microtubule-based movement.
CCUCAUCUCUCAACGUCUCUGUCUCGCUGUUAGGGUUCCGAACUUCCGAUCUCGUUCCCGCUUCCCUCUCUCUUCGAUCUCCAUGAAAGCCUUCACGAGUCCUAGGAGCACUAGGGUUCCGCCCUCCGAAACCCUCGCUCCUUCCUCGCACAAGCAGCGGCCGCCUCGGAUCCCCAAGGAGAACGUCGACCCCUGCCCCGCGCCGCCGGAUCGGUCCCCAUUCCACAGCCAUGCGCCCGGCGGAAAGCCCCUCUCCGCCAAGAACCGUAGCCCCCUUCCCCCUCGCCCGCCGCUCGCCUCCAAACACUCCGCCAACCCGCUCAAGAGGAAGCUCAUCUUGGAAACCAUCGCCGAGAAUGGGGUUCCGCCCUCGUCGGUGCCGGAUUCUGGCGUUCAGGUGAUCGUGAGGAUGCGGCCUCCGGGCAAGCAGGAGGAAGAAGCCGAUCUGAUUGUGGAGAAGGCCUCUGUGAACUCUCUUUCAAUUCUUGAUCACACGUUCACCUUUGAUUCGGUAGCUGAUAUCAGAUCCACACAGGAAGAUAUAUUUCGAUUCGUUGGGCUUCCAUUGGUGGAGAAUUGUUUGGCUGGGUUCAACAGCUCGAUAUUUGCAUAUGGGCAGACCGGAAGUGGAAAGACUUAUACUAUGUGGGGGCCUCCCAGUGUUAUGUCAGAGGGUGCAUCUAGCACCGACCGAGGAUUGACUCCGCGUGUUUUUGAGAGGCUAUUUUGUCGCAUAGACGAAGAACAAUCUAAGCACUCCGACAAGCAGCUGAAUUACCAGUGCCGUUGUUCCUUCUUGGAGAUCUACAAUGAACAGAUCACCGACUUGUUGGAACCAACUCAAAGAAAUCUCCAGAUCAGGGAAGAUGUAAGAACUGGUGUUUAUGUGGACUAUUUGACAGAGGAGUAUGUAUCUACAGUGAAGGAUGUAAAUAAUUUGUUGAUGAAGGGACUUGCAAACAGGAGGACUGGUGCAACAAGUAUAAAUGUGGAAAGUUCGCGAUCUCAUUGUGUGUUUACUUGCAUCAUUGAGUCUCGUUCUAAGAGCGUGACAGACGGCUUAGUGAGCUUAAAGACUAGCAGGAUCAACCUUGUUGAUCUGGCAGGAUCUGAAAGGCAAAAGCAAACAGGUGCAGGAGGGGAACGUUUAAAGGAAGCUGGGAAUAUUAAUCGUUCCCUGUCGCAACUUGGGAAUUUGAUUAAUAUUCUUGCUGAAGUUUCGCAUUCUGGAAAACAGAGGCAUAUUCCUUACCGAGAUUCCAAGCUGACAUUUUUAUUGCAGGAAUCUCUUGGUGGUAACGCAAAACUAGCAAUGAUAUGUGCUAUUUCACCAUCGCGAAGCUGUAAGAAUGAAACUUUGAGCACCUUACGGUUUGCCCAGCGUGCAAAGGCAAUACGGAACAAGGCAAUUGUAAAUGAAAUAAUGCAGGACGAUGUUAAUGUUCUGCGUGAGCAGAUACGCCUACUGAAGGAUGAACUUCUGCGUAUGAAAUCUAAUGGAUCUUCAGACAACAAUGGAGGUUACUCAACAGGAUGGAAUGCUCGAAGAAGUUUGCAUAUAUUGAAAAUGAGCCUUACUCGUCCCACACCAUUACCUAUUGUCAAUGACGACAGUGAUGAAGAGAUGGAAAUUGAUGAAAAUGAUGUUGAGAUGCCAUGUGUCCAAGCUGCUUCCCAAGUAUCUCCUUGUGUAGAUAGAUUGUCUGCAGAUCUGACAGUAUCAAAAGAAAAUGAUUUCGAGUUGAGGGAAACAGGAUCAUGCCAAGUCCCUGCAAAGUCCGAUGGAAAAGCAAUUGCUUCUAUUGGUGAUGAUCUAGAUAGUCAACUGGAUGCCAACCGUGAAGUAAUAAUGCAUAAUGAAAUGAUUCAUGUUCUUCCAGAUAGUGAAUUGCCUACUGAAAGAAAACCUUCAGUAGAAAAUGGGCAAAUCAUGCUUGCUGACCCAUCUUAUAACUCUGACCUCUCUCCAAAUACCAUAUUAUCGCCAUCCAAUCUUAGCAUUGAACCUUGCCACACAUCUCCAGUUCUUCAGUCACCUACUUUGAGCAGUUCACCUAUAGUCGAUACUUCCACUAGCAGGAAGAGUCUUAGGACAUCAUUAUCAAUGUCAGCAUCUCAAAAGAACAUUCUGGAAAAUGUGAAAUCAAGUUCAGGAGCUGUGAAUGCAUCAACUGAACUUCUAUCGUUAGAUGCUUCUUUGAGUCAAAUAAAAAGGAGUUCCCUUAAACCAACUGAACACCUGACAGUUAGUCUCCAACAUGGUCGUCAAGUUAUUGAUAAUUGGCAGCAGAACUCAGUCUUGAGAAGGUCAUCAUUCAGGUUUUCUGUUAGGCCAACUGAAGGCAAGCCACUUAUCCCAGUAAACAAGGUUGAUGUUGGAAUUCAAGCACUUGAAGAGCUAGAAGAUCUACCUAAUAUAUGUAGUUACUGCAAAAAUGCAGUUUCAGAAGAUGAAAAUAAAGAUGGCAACAGAAGCAAGGAUCUGCAACUGGUACCUGUUGAUGGAUUGAUACCGACUGAGAAACUCAAGAUGCAUGUACCAAAAGCAGUGGAGCAAGUUUUGGCAGGAUCAAUCAGACGAGAAAUGGCACUUGAAGAUCAUUCUGCAAAGCAAGCUGCCGAAAUUAUGCAGCUAGAGCGUUUGGUCCAACAAUAUAAAUAUGAACGGGAAUGCAAUGCAAUGAUUGCUCAAACCCGUGAGGAUAAAAUCUCUCGUCUUGAGAGGCUUAUGGAUGGUAUUCUGCCUACCGAGGAGUUCAUGGAGGAAGAGUUUAUUGCUCUUGUGAAUGAACAUAAGCUUCUCAAAGAGAAAUACAAGAAUGAUCCAGAAGUUUCACGGGUAAAUAUCGAGCUGAAAAGAGUGCAAGAUGAGCUUGAUGGCUAUAGAAACUUCUUUGUUAUGGGCGAGAGGGAUGUUUUAAUGGAAGAGAUUCAGGAUUUAAGAAGUCAAUUGAAAUACUACAUGGAAUCCUCUUCUGCUGAAUCAACCAAAAAACCUUGUUCUUUGAUUCAAUUAACUCAUCAGGGCAGACUCAGCACAACAACAGAUUUGGAUGAAAUAAGUGCUGGUAAUAAAGUCGAAGUAGAGAAGGGUAGUUGGACAGAAAGAGAGAGCAAUUCUUCUCUUGUUGAAGAACUUAAGCUUGCACUUGAAGCAAGUCGAUCUGUGGCUGAAAAAUUAAAAUUGGAACUUGAAUCUGAGAAAAAAUGUGCCGAGGAGCUGAAAGAGGCACUACAAACUGCUAUGCAGGGUCAUACCCGCAUUCUAGAACAGUAUGCUGAACUUCAGGAGAAACACACUGCACUGCUUUUAAGAAAUCGGAAAAUCAGUGAUGAUAUUGAUAAUGUUAUGGAAGCAGCAGCAGAAGUGGGAGUCAAGGAUGCUGAGUCAAAGUUCGUUAAAUCUCUUGCAGCUGAAAUUUCAGUCUUAAAAUCAGAAAGAGGAAGGGAAAGGCAACAAUGGCGGAAUGAAAAUAAAGCCCUUCAAACCCAACUCAGAGACACUGCUGAAGCUCUACAGGCUGCUGGUGAGCUUCUUGUGCGGCUAAAAGAAGCAGAGGAAACUGCUGCAAUUGCUGAGAAAAGAGCAUUACUGGCAGAGAAAGAGACUGAGAAGGCAAACGAAGAGAUAGAUAGCUUGAAGAAGAAUCAUGAUAGAGAAAUUAUUUCGUUGAAACAGAUACUUGCAGAAUCACGUUCAUCAAAAGAAGCUCUUGAACACACUGAAUUUGAUGAUUCUGAAGUGCCCAAAUCUGAGGAAGGAAAGAGUGAGCAGAGAUGGACAGAGGACUUUGAACCUUUCUGCAAGAGAGGGGAUACUGAAUUAUCAAUGGACACAGAUCCUAAUUCAUGGUUUGCUGGUUAUGAUAGGUGCAAUAUCUAAAAAUUCUAAAGGAACAUGCCAGCAAUAUGUUUGUAUCACCAGGAAAAGACAUGUUGUACAACACCUUAAACGAUGGUAAUGUAGCACUUGUGUGUCAUGAAUCACCAUCUACAAUUUCUGGUUCUCACCAAUCGUGAGAACUGGUCAUGUUCUCUGAGAUUGCAUCCCAGAAGAUACUAAUCUCCCUCACAGUAACUUGUUUUUUGUUUACAUGUGUGUAAGCAUUAGUACUUUAGUACUGAACAUUAACUUUCAGCAAAUUUAUUUCUUUUCUUUAA